Pseudocercospora fijiensis CIRAD86 is the source of this 1612-nucleotide messenger RNA. RefSeq lists its product as uncharacterized. The record is from RefSeq and is a predicted model, not a curated record. Lineage: Eukaryota; Fungi; Ascomycota; Dothideomycetes; Mycosphaerellales; Mycosphaerellaceae. The coding region runs from base 305 to 1387 and encodes 360 amino acids. The transcript has 5 exons.
CUUCCUUGUUUUCAUGCAUUGAUUUUCUGUUGUUUUGCUUUUCGGCCCAUGGCGGAAUCGCUUCUCGGCACACAGCACUCUUCACGCGCCUUCCCUUCCACACGCCUUCCCUUCGCCAGCACCAAGGCCGAUCCAAACCCACCACAAGCUUCUGUCUCGGACGCAUUGGUGCCUAGCGCCACGCCUUGCAACUUUGAGCCAAGUACGAUAUUCUAGCUGCUGCAACAACCCUUUGGCGCCGCUCGCGAGCUGGUCUCCUGCACUUGUUUGGUGUCAUUUUCAUUCCGCUGGGAGAACGAUCAACAUGCCUUCGAUUCCAUCGCUGUUUCUACUCGCCCUUCCACUUGUCUCAGCACGAAUCAUACCACAUCUCGAGGCUCUCGAAGAUCACGACGUCGUUGCUCAGUGGGAAGAGGUGCUGAGAGCUUUGCCGGGGGACUCAUUGAAAGCUGCCGUCGAAGGACAUCUGCGCCCCAAGUACCGCGAGGGCAUAUUCGAGCACGGUCGUGACGCGAUUGACGCUGUUCGCAGCCAUGAUCCAGAGCUGGCCUCAAAGCUAGUGGAUUUGGCCAAGUCAGAUGCUAUCGUCAAAGAUUAUCUGCGGAAACGCCAAAGCGAUAACAACACGACGUCAGCCACGACCAUAACUACGACAAGCCCAGUCAUUGUGACUGAUAGUACAACAUCCGCAGUCUCCUUCACCACCCAGACGACAGUCCUGACAACUUCUACGACGCAAGUAUCUGCGUCGCCAUCAACACAGACAGGCGUCCUCGUCCCAGUCGAGAUCACAUCGACAGCCCAGGGUGGCAGCACAUUGGUUGCUACGACACAAGCUUUCCAGAAUACAGCCCCUACAAGUGUGGUACUCCAGAUCACAACCACCAAUAAUGACGGCCAAACCGUUACUACUUCGACAAAUGCACCAGCUGCCAUCGUCACGAGAACGGACUCUGAAGGAUCGGUUGUAACGACAGCUUCACCGCUGUCCAUCGUCGCUGUGGCCCCAGGCGGAAGUGUCGUCGCAUCGUCAGCAGACAUGGUGGGCCAUACUGUUGUCCUUUCGAGGCCGACGCCUGGCGGAGUGUAUACUACAACUGACAACACAGGCGAGGUCGCUAUCGUAACCUACACUCCCGGCGGUGGCACUGUGAGCGAGUUGCAAGUUCGGACCACGACCCUUCCCGAUGGACAGCGCAGCACAAUCACCUCCUUCGCCGAAGUUGGCGGUGCCACCGAUGUCCCGUCUGCCGGGAGCUCUCCGAGCGCCUCUGCAACUGGAAUGCCUGGUUUGCAAUCUGGCGCCGGAAUGCCAUCAAGUCGGUUUGCCGCAGAGGUGGCCAUCUUCGUUGGUGCAGCGAUCGGCCUUGCGGGCCUAGUACUGUAGAUGAUGCGAUGCCGCUUGAAUCAUCUGAUGAGUUUGUAUAUGUGAUGGAUUUCAUGAACGACGAGAUAUAACGAACAAAAGCGCUGCAUAGCGAAAAAGGAGGAUUUGCAUUGUUGGCGCCGGUUUUAGCACGGCGGGAAAGAGACUUGAUGUGUAUACGACCUAUCGACAGUGUAGGAGAAUUAUUAUGGGCGAACAGGACAGAACGUAAGCAGUAAUGAUCGC